Molecule: messenger RNA, 1371 nt
Organism: Microthlaspi erraticum
Lineage: Eukaryota; Viridiplantae; Streptophyta; Magnoliopsida; Brassicales; Brassicaceae
Source: the annotation of a GenBank genome assembly
AUGGAAGUCUUAUCGCUGGCCUCACUACCGGUGGGAUUCAGAUUUAGCCCGACGGACGAGGAGUUAGUCCGGUACUAUCUCCGGCUGAAGAUCAACGGCCGUGAUGAUGAAGUCAGAGUAAUCCGCGAGAUCGAUAUCUGCAAAUGGGAGCCCUGGGAUUUGCCUGAUUUCUCUGUGGUGAAGACGACAGACUCAGAGUGGCUCUUCUUCUGUCCAUUGGAUCGGAAGUAUCCGAGCGGGAGUAGGAUGAACCGGGCCACGGUGGCUGGCUACUGGAAGGCGACGGGGAAAGACCGGAAGAUCAAGUCAGGGAACACCAAGAUUAUAGGAGUUAAGAGGACUCUCGUCUUCUACACAGGACGUGCUCCUAAAGGCACAAGAACGUGUUGGAUUAUGCAUGAGUACCGUGCAACCGAGAAGGAUCUUGAUGGCACAAAGCCUGGCCAGAACCCGUUUGUCGUGUGUAAGUUGUUCAAGAAGCAAGAUAUUGUGAAUGGAGCUGCGCAAGAAGAGUCGAAGUCGUGUGAAGCAGAGCCAGCGGUUUCGUCUCCUACUGUUGUGGACGGGAUGAAGUCUGAGGUUGUAUCUCCAGACGCAAAGCCUUCUCCUGACGCCGCAGAGUCUUCUCUUGUAGUCUCCAGCGAAUGUCGCAGUGAAGUUUCUGCCCCUGAGCAGCCUGACGAUCUCGAUUGGCUCUCGUAUCUGGAGUUCGAGUCGCUGGAUUUCAAGAUGUUCUCUCCGUUGCACUCUCAGGUGCAAUCUGAGCUCGGAUCCGCUUUCAACGAGUUUCAGUCUGGGCCAAGCGAACUAUUCGGGAACCACAAUGGUGCUAACGUUCAGACUCAGUACGGUACAAACAACAACGCCGCUGACGAAUACAUGUCCGAGUUCUUGGAUACGCUUCUUGAGAUUCCUUAUGAGUUUCCGGAGAAGAAAGAGUUAGUAGCGCAACCGAUGCCGGAGCAGAUUCGAUAUGAGCCGCAUAAUCUGGUCGACACACGCAACAAGAUCAAUACUUACGCAUCAACGGGAAUCAAGGUUAGGUCACGGCAGGGACAAGCGCCGCGUUGUGCUGAGCAGUUUGCAAUGCAAGGAGAGGCCUCAAGAAGGCUGCGUCUUCAGGUUAACCUUAACAGUGGCAAGUCGGAACCAGACAAUACACAACAAAAUAUCAAGAAAGAGGACAAGGAUACAGCAAGAGAGAGUAUAACGAAGAGAUGUGGAAACUUCAUCAAAUCGAAAAGCAGGACUGGUUUGAUAUUCGAGAAGAUUGCAGCUAUGGGAGGUUCAUACAGAGGGCUUGUCAGGGCGGGUGUGGUGGCGGUUGUGUUUGUGAUGUCAGUUUGCAGUUUAACGGCGAAGUUCCGGUGA